CCGGCGGCGACGGCACCCGACGUGGACUCGCUGGGCUUCCAAGCCAUGGACCGCAACGUGCCGGGGCUGUCCCAUGUCAUCCUCCAGAAGCUCAACAUGAAGAGCUACGAGGACUACAAGUCUGCUAUGGAUGGGAGGAAAAGCGGCAACGAUUUUGGCAUCCGGACUUACUUCGAGAUGUUCCAGAAGAUGGAGGACACCUUCAAGUUCUGUGCUGAGUGCAAGAAGCUCCCGGGUGCUCUCCCAGACCCCAAAAGCCUCCGGCGAUGCAAGAGGUGCCAAAACGUGUACUACUGCGGUGUGGCAUGCCAGCGUGCCAACUGGCCGCUGCACAAGAAGUUCUGCAAGAAGCUGAAGCUGGUGGCCCUGGAUCGGCUGGUGGAGUGGCUUGUCUUCACAGGAGACAUCCCCUUUCCCACAGAGACCUGGACAAAACCUGCCUGGGACGUGGAGGGCUGGGAGGACUGGUUCUCCAUGCAGGAGCAGCUGGAGGAGAAGCUGGGCGCCAUCCUGGCCGGGCGGUACAUGACCCUACUGUGGGCCAACGCUGGGAAGCCACGGCCAGAGGACAGGGAGCUGCGUGACUCCAUUCGGCGCCUGGUCACUGACUUCCACUCACGGCCACUCACCAUCGGCUUGGGGCUGCGGCUCUUCAGCAUUGAGCCCCUCGCCAAGGCCCUCACCGUGCAUGUGGUGGGAGCGUCCCAUGUGGAGACCCUCAAUGCCCGGCUGACGGACUACGACGAGCUGAUGCGGAUGUUCCCGGGGCACCGUGGCAUGGAGGUGGGAAGCGUCUAUCUCAGCAGCUACAAGGGGCUCUACCAUGACUUCUGGGAAAGCCAUGUGGAGACCAAGCUAGCCGCCCGCCCCAACCUGGUGGUGGGCUUUCAUCCAGGUUUCCACGCUUGCCCAGACCUGCUGGCGGGCUGGCUGCCCACCCUUUUCCUGUUGCGGGCCUACCGCCUGCCUGUCCUCUUCACCGUGUACAGCGAGCAGGAGCUGAAGUCCUCCCUGCAGCUCCUGGUGGAGCUCGAGAUGCACGUCGUGGGCUAUGCCACCAACCCCUUUGCCUCGCUGCGGCCUGAGCAGGUCUACUCCAGCCCCAACAAGGCGCCUGUCUACUGCAGCUCCUACUACAUUGCCCUGCUGGGGCCGGUGGCAUCAGCUGUGCCAGGUGCUGAAGACCUGGAGGAUGGUGAUGGCUGGUGGGGAGAGGAGCCCAGUGCUGCUGGUGCGGCUAGGGGCAUCACCCCAGGGCUGGCCUGA
Messenger RNA from Nestor notabilis (Kea), 1266 nucleotides. RefSeq names its product MSS51 mitochondrial translational activator (gene MSS51). NCBI's taxonomy places the organism in Eukaryota, Metazoa, Chordata, Aves, Psittaciformes, Psittacidae. The record is from RefSeq and is a predicted model, not a curated record. The transcript is spliced from 7 exons. The annotation marks the transcript as partial.